GCAUCCUUAAACACGAUUCAACAUUCAAGUCCAGCUCCAUACAACACCAACACAGCCUAGAAGCAAGUGUAUCUGCCAAUCUCGCCCAUCAUGCUUCUUUUAGAUUACCAGAACGUUUUAAUAGAGUCCAUACUCAAGGAGAGACUCUAUGGAGCCCCCCCUACUUCUAUCGAUCAGACAGUGUCCGACUUCGACGGCGUAAUCUUCCAUAUAUCGACCCCCGAGGCUAAGUCAAGAAUCCAAGUAUCUAUCCAAAUCCGAUGCUUUAAGGAACUUGUCAAGUACGGCGCCGAGCAGGUCCUUCAACGCGAAUAUGGUCAAUACGUCGUAGCUCCAGAGCCCAGCUAUGACUUCUCUAUUCAAAUUGAUCUAGAUAAUCUCCCGGCAGAAAAGGAAGAACGAGACGAGCUAGUGAAGAAGGUCUCCUUAUUGAAACGAAAUGCAAUGGCCGCCCCAUUCGAACACGCCUACGCCGAACACUACAAGCUCAAGGAAGCCGCCUCGAAGUUUACGUCGGAAGAAGCACCACAGGGUGUCCAAGAGGGCGGUGAGAUUAUGGCCAUCCACUACCGCGACGAGGAAGCCAUCUACGUUAAAGCAAGCCACGACCGUGUAACUGUUAUCUUCAGCACCAUUUUCCGUGAAGAGACAGACCGAGUAUUUGGAAAGGUCUUCAUCCAAGAAUUCGUCGAUGCCCGAAGGAGAGCUAUCCAAAAUGCACCUCAAGUCCUGUUCAGGAAUGAUCCACCGUUAGAAUUGCAAGGGGUUCCUGGUGUACAGGCUGGUUCCAAUGGAGAGGUUGGAUAUGUUACCUUCGUUCUGUUCCCGCGACACUUGACUCCCCAACGAAUGCCCGACUGCAUCUCCCAUAUCCAGACCUUCCGAGACUACUUCCAUUACCACAUCAAAGCGUCCAAGGCAUACAUUCAUUCUCGUAUGAGAAGGCGGACAGCAGACUUCCUCCAAGUACUCCGAAGAGCGAGACCAGAGAACGAAGAGAAGGAGAGAAAGACAGCAAGUGGAAGAACAUUCAAGGUUCAGGCUUAGGACAGCAAUGCCUAAAACAAAGAUUUUGAGAUAUAUUGGCGGUAGGGGGCUCAUAACCCCCCACAUAUGCGAAUCACGAACAAUACCAAGACGAAUUGACCGAAAAUGCCUCCAAAACAGUAUACCAUUCAAUAGAUGGUCACCUGUACGAAUUACGUAACGAUUAAAGUACUAAGAUUAAUACGUUCAGCCCUGUUUAGAUCCGAGGCCAAAUCCUUUGCUAGUAACCAAACAUAUACUACUCCAACCCAGAUCGAAACGCAAUGUUUCUUCCCCUCACCCAUAUACCAUUUUACAUCAAGUCAAACUACGACGGGUUUCCCUAAAUCUUUUCACAGUUAGAACAUGUUUCUAAUUGCGUUUCAUAAUAGCCUAUGCAGUAUGCAUGAUACCUGCCUUUGUGGUUCAUUUGCGUAUCGCAGGUUUUCAUACC
This is a messenger RNA of Annulohypoxylon maeteangense, 1480 nucleotides long. Its product is annotated as P34-Arc-domain-containing protein. Gene Ontology annotation, molecular function: structural constituent of cytoskeleton; actin filament binding. The transcript is spliced from 6 exons. Gene Ontology annotation, cellular component: Arp2/3 protein complex; actin cytoskeleton. The record is from RefSeq and is a predicted model, not a curated record. Gene Ontology annotation, biological process: Arp2/3 complex-mediated actin nucleation; actin filament polymerization. The coding region runs from base 91 to 1047 and encodes 318 amino acids. Lineage: Eukaryota; Fungi; Ascomycota; Sordariomycetes; Xylariales; Hypoxylaceae.